This is a messenger RNA of Trypanosoma conorhini, 921 nucleotides long. RefSeq lists its product as uncharacterized. NCBI's taxonomy places the organism in Eukaryota, Euglenozoa, Kinetoplastea, Trypanosomatida, Trypanosomatidae. Gene Ontology annotation, biological process: 7-methylguanosine mRNA capping. The transcript has a single exon. The record is from RefSeq and is a predicted model, not a curated record. Gene Ontology annotation, molecular function: mRNA 5'-cap (guanine-N7-)-methyltransferase activity. Gene Ontology annotation, cellular component: nucleus. Bases 1 to 921 code for a protein of 306 amino acids.
AUGGGAAAGAUUGAUGUUUUUAGUAAACGUUUCUAUUGCGACAACUGUUGGGCCGUUUUUUAUUCUACAAACUCCAAUGCAGAAAUUGGUUACAUGGUUCCGCCUCCACCAAAUACUUCCUUCUCAACUCAGGUCUUAACACGGUGUAUUUCAUUAUUGAUUGACACUAUUAAUCCCAAAGCUCCUACAAAUGAUGUGCUUGAGCUUUGUUGUGGGGGUGCUGUUGCACGCAAAUGGAUAAAAAACAAAUCGACUCGCUACGUUGGUCUUGAUUUGAAAUCCAGUGUAGUAGAGGCUACGACUGAACUUAUUUCUUCACUUCAAGAUGAAAUGUCGGGUAUCUCAAGCUAUGACGUUAUCUGUGCCGAUGCUUUUUCUCCAGAUUUGUGGACGCAUCAUAUCACAAAAAUUCAUCCUCGACAAUUUCAUACGAUUACAGUGUUUUCCGGAUUUCAACAUGCCUUUGACAACGAGAAAAAAAUACGCCACGUAAUAGGCAGUAUAGCCAAUACACUGGUUCCUCGAGGGGUUUUUCUUGGAUGCUUUUUUGAUAUCAGUACGCUAUACGAAAAAGGUGACACCAUCAAUGAUUUGUUUACGGUUGAAUGGGAUGAUGAUUUUCGGCCACGAAAUGGUAACUAUUUUUUUCUUUCCAUUCAAGAUGAACCAAGAAAAAAAAUGAAUGUGAUAUCAAUUGACUUUCUGGUGGCGGUUGCGCAAGAAUAUGGGCUUAGUGCAAUUCCUGAGGCGUGCUUGACCUUUUUAGAGAUUCUGGAGAAUGAUCCAAAUUUUGCCAAGAAGUUUUCCAAGGGCGAAAAGGAGUAUCUCUGGGCUAUGAGAGCCUUUGCAUUUCGUAAGGACGGCAGCCCACAAACAACAGUUUCGCAAAGAGCUAAUGGUAGCAAUGGUGAAGGGAGGUAA